ACCAUCACAAAUCUUAUCUCAAUUACCUUGCAACUAACCUGUGGCAGGCUCUCCUGCCAGGUUACUUUAGCUCACGCUCACUAGCAUGACCUGGUGAUGUCGUCCAGAUACCCUCCAUUGUCUGGGUUCAAUUCCCGUGAUCGUUCGCCCCAACGCUUCGGUGACCGUCGACCCCCUGUUGGCCCCCGUGGCACUGAUGAUGCGAAUUUACCCCCGCUGGGAAGAGAACCCCCCCGGGGCCCCAAGGCUUUGAUCGACCCCCCGCGAGGAGCCCCAUUCGGUGGGCGUGGCAGAGGUUAUCCAGGCCGUGGAGAUUUUCGGGACCGGGACCGCGACGUACGAGAUCGAGAUCGCGACCGUGAUCGCGACUUUCGAGAUAUCCGAGAUGGACCACCGCCCUUUCGCCGAGAUCUCGACCGGGACCGAGACUGGGGCCGCCGUGACCGCGACUUCGAUCCCCGCGAAUCGCGUAUCGGCUUUGGCCGUGGCCGCUCGCGCUCCCCUCCGCCUCCCCGCGACUUUCGCGAUAUGAGAGAACCCCUCGGACGAGAUGCAGACAUGAUUCGAAUGCGACGGGGCUCCCGAGACAGCAUGGUCUCGGUAUCAUCCGCAGUACCUGAUGUCCCGUCCGGUGGCGGUCAUCACCCCCGCAGUGGCCCGCCCAUGCGUGGACGGGGCCGAGGUGAAUGGGACUCGGGACGCGGUCGCGGUCGGAUGCCGUACCUGGACGAUCGGGAUUCCUUCAGACGUCGAAGUCGGUCACGCGAUGCCCGCUGGGACCGUGAGCGCGAGCGCGAGAGGGACCGCGACCGGGAAAGGGAUCGGGAGCGUGAACGAGACCGGAUUCUAGAUCGCGAGCGGGACCGUGAUCGUGAGAGGGACCGCGACCGGGUGAUCCUCGAUCGUGAUCGCGAUCCUGACCGGCGCGAGCGCGACAGGGAACGGGAGCUCGAACGACGGGAAAGGUUCGAACGGCGGGAGGAGGUGGACCGUCGGGUUGAACGCGAUGAACGUGACCGACCAGGCGAUCAUUGGAAGCGCGAUCGUCCCCCCAGUCGCGCCGAGAAUCGAAUUCCGAGCAGCUCAACCGUGUCGUCGGUGACUGGACCAACUGUCCUCCCGGUUCCCGGUCUGCCUGAACGACUUCCAGACCAUCCACCCGCAGAACCCCCUCGUAAGCCCUCGGGAGGAGAGGCACGUCGUGAUUCGCAACGCAUGGACCGUAUUGAACGCAUCGAGCGCAUCGAACCACCGGCGCCUCUCCCCGAGCAACCAGCGAAGGACUUGGUCCCCCCUCCCGUGAAGCGAUCCCCGCCCCCCGCUGCUCCCCAGGUGCCAGCAUUCGGUUCCGUCACCGCGCCCCUACCCGACAUUCCUGCUGAGAAGCCUGAGAAGCAGGACAAGCCAGAGAAGCCAGAGAAGCCGGAGAAGCCAGAGAAGCCAGAAAAGCUUGAGAAGCCCGAGAAGUCAGAGAAGUCAGAAAAGCUUGAGAAGCCUGACAAGGUCGAGAAGUCCGAAAAACUGGAGAAACCCCUUGUAGAUUCGACAUCAACAGCCGCCGCAGCUACGAAAUCGGAAAAGGAACGGCAUGAGCUUCCGCCAAAAGCCCCAAUGCAUCCACCGACCGCGCCCAAAGCGGAGCGAGGCCCUCCCCAACAACCGCUGGAGCAAAGGGUUCGACGUGAUGAUACGCGCCGUGACGAAACGCCCGAUAUCCCGCCGAAGCCUGAGCCGGCAACCCGUCCCCCGAAGCCGCAUGUCCCAGCAGCAGCCGGCGGGCCGAAACCGACAGAUAUCUCACCUCCUACUGCUCCCGCGGCAAUGGUUCACAAAGAUGCACCAGGCGCUCACGAAACCCCGUCUCCAAGAAAGCUAGGGCCCACAAUAACCUCCCCAGAACUUGGACGGAGGCCAUCGGCCGCAGGGUCAGCCACUUCCCCGGGUCCGCACACUUCACCUCGGAUGCCCACAUCAAGUAUUCCUACCGGACCCCGUGCGCUUCAGCAACGCCCAUCAAUAUCUCGUGGCUCUUCAAAAGCUAUGAAACAAUGGGUGCGUGCGGGAUUCCCCGGCGCACAUUCUGGUCCAAGUGCUGCACCACCACCAAAGCGCGACUCCAUCGAUGGAAAAGAGCGAAGUCUGUCUCUUAGUGAAGACCACAAGCUCGAGUCGCUCAGCCAGGCCGAUGAGUCUGCCAACGGACUCGAGGCGGGUGAGAUUGUCGGCGAAGAUGAACCCAUAGAAUCAAAGCCCCAAGAGCCCGCGGUGUCGUUUGCGUCGGCCAUGGACGUGGAUGUGCCCGAAGCUGUCGCGAAAAUGCCGGCUGCCGAAGAGAAGCCUGCGGAGAAGGAAGUGCCCAAGGAGGCGCCCAGUGAGGCGCCCAGUGAAGCACCUAAGGAAGCACCGAAGGAAGCACCUAAAGAAGCAUUGAAGCCAGCACCCAAGGAGGCACCCAAGGAUCAGAGCACCGUCGUCAUACCGGAUUUUGGACGUUCCAGCGAUGAAGAAGAGGACGAGAAUGUCGUGUUUACACAAGACUAUCUAGAAGAACGGAAGCAGAUCUUCGAAAAGGAUAUGAAUGCUCUCCGUGCCGAGCUGCCGCCCCCACCAUUGGAAGACCCCAAUAUCGUGGCGCUACUGAUGCGCAUCCAGUAUUUGGGGAUGAUUGCCCAUGACCAGGUUCCUGAAAAGGAGCCCACACCCCCAGUGUUAGCUAAGGAUACCAAGGUAGCUAAGGAGGAACCAUCGGCACCUGAGAUGGAAAGUGAGCCGAAUGGCAAGGCUGAAGAACACGAGCCACCAGCCAAGGUGGUUUUGGAUUCUGUUCCUGCGGCCGAUGCACUUACGCUCGAGAGUCUGCCGUUUUUGAACUCUGGCCCACCCACACCGUUAUCGGACUCGGAGGUUUACCAGGAGAAUGCGGCGACUCAUGAACGUUUGAAGGACACCUUCCGCGACAUCAUCAUGAAACGUCGCAAGGACGUGGCGCGGAAGAAUGCCGAGUUGAGAUUGGAUUACCUUUCCUACUAUAAGCCUUGGAGGCUGAAUGUGUGGGAGUUGGACCAUGCGAAAGAAAAGACUUCGGGUAGUCCCGGGCCCACAACACCACCUGCUGCCCCAGCCACGGCGACGCCUACACCUACGGUGGAAAGCGGAAGACGGUACAAGGGCAAUAGCGAGCUGGACUUUCAAAAUGCCCUGCGCGCCUCGGAGAUUUCUGCCCAAGAAGAACUGGAGAGGCGUCGCGGCAACAAGGCUACUGCACAGCCGGACCUCGCCCGCGAGGCUGUGAUUCCUGAGAUGCUCGAGCCCCCAGAGGUGAAGGCAGGUAUCUACAAGGACACCAACAACAUCAUCGACCCAGAUCAGGCCAUGGAUGUCUUCGGGUUCCUGCCGCCUCGGAAUGAUUUCAGCCAAGAAGAGCACGAGAUCUUUACCGACGCGUUCAUGGCGCAUCCGAAGAAAUGGGGCAAGAUUGCAGAAUCGCUUCCAGGACGGGAUUUCCAGCAGUGUAUCAUUCACUACUACUUGACCAAAGAAGAGAUUAAGUACAAGGCCAAACUCAACAAACGGUGGAGCCGUCGUGGGCGUGCCCGGCGAUCUGCUCGACCCAAGUCCAAUGCGCUUAUGGCUGACCUGGGUGUUGUCAAACCGGACUAUGAAGGCGAAGAGGAGCCCGCUCCAGUCACCGAUACGGGCCGUCCUCGACGUGCCGCUGCCCCAACGUUCGGAGACUCGUCUGCCGAUACGGACAACAACGGCCGCCGUGGGAAUGCCUCCAAGGAUGGCGACCAAGCAGAGAAGCCCAGCCGACGUGGACCUCGAAGCGGUACAGGCACGCGAGGUGGCCGACGAGGGAAGGCUGCCCAACAGCAAGCGCAGCAACAGCAGCAGCAGCAACAACAACAACAACAAUUGCAGCAACAAUUGCAGCAGCAGCAGCAGCAGCAGCAGCAAACACCACAACCCACCCCCUCGGAGCAAUCUCUCCAGAGCACGCCUGUUCCAGUGGCUGCCGCUGCCGUCACUCCUGCACCAAAGGUGGAGACUACGGAGCCAUCCAUGGAUGGAACCACCGAAGCCCCGAUCGUGCGGCCCAAGGAGCCGCAAGAGCGAGAGGUAAACGAUGUGCCACCGCGCGCCAGGUCUGGUCGGGGACGUCCGAAGGAGGGCGUGUAUGUCUUCGAAUCUACUGAACAGGAGGCCCCGGCACCUGCCCGGCAGCCCGAGGUAGGCGGCUACGGGUCUCUACAACCGACGAGUUACUGGUCGGUGCCUGAGCAGCGCGAUUUUCCUUUGUUGCUGGCGCACUUUGGUCGUGACUUUGAGGGUAUAUCCAACUUCAUGAAGACGAAAACCACAGUCAUGGUCAAGAAUUACUUCCAGCGCCGCAUUGACUCGGGCCAAAAAGAUUUCGAAGAUAUCGUUGCCGAUGCAGAGGGCAAGAAAGCUCGUGGUGAGCCUACAGGUCCAUUGCCUGUUCCUAACUUCGCCUCUAAGCGGCGUUAUGAGGCUACACCAUCUUCUAUCAUCAUGCCUCGGCCUCUCGCCCCGCACACUGAUACCGCGCCGGAUACAGAUGAUAGCCGUUUAGGAUCCAAAGGCAAACCCGCCAGUUCAACCCCCCAGCAGGCGCCUCUGCAGGCUCGCGCAGGCCAAGAGAAAGAGCGAAAUGUCUCGAGAUACCCACCGCUUGCGCAAGCCGCUAGUGCUCCAAUGGCAAGCGGCCCUAUGCUUAGUGAGGAUCCUGCUCGGGUCAUGAGCUCUCAGGCACCCUUGCCAUCGCGAAUGCAGGGACCCCGCUUGGGGUAUUUUGCCGAAGAACGACGAGAAGUCCCAGCAACGGUGCUGUCACACACAGCUGCCACACGGCCUCAGGAAGCCCCCAUGUCCGUGCGACAAACUCCGGUAUCCGCAUCUGAGAUGGCACGGCUGGAACCUCUCCAUGGCCAAGGGUUCCGACCCGCCAGCGUGGACGUGCACCGGUCACCAUUGCUUUCGGCACAAUCAGCGUUACCAGGCUCGCAGCAGGCAUAUCUCCAACCUCAGCAUCAACCUUCCUUGAUGCCUGCAGGAUCCCAUUCCCGUCAGCACAGCCUCACGAAAACGCCCAGCUCCCCGGCGCAACCGCUGCAGCGGCCGGAGCCGGAAAUAUCGCCUGUUCGACGUGAUUCUAUGUCGCAGCGGCCUUAUUUCGCAAUGCCAGGGCACGUUGGCAUUCCUCAGCCCACCCCAAUCUUGUCACCACCCAAGGAGCUGUCUCGACCUGGACCGCCUCCCGCGGAGCCGCCUGAGGCUCCUCGCGUGCCGGCGAAGCGGUCGAACAUCAUGAGCAUCCUGAAUGACGAACCGGAAGAACCCCAGCCGCGCAAACGGUUCGCUGGCGACCCGUCGUCUUCAACACCCACAGGGCAUACUGGGUCACCCUCUCGGCCUGUCUACGGUGGGAUGCAGUCACUCCCGCAACAGCCACCCCCGCGUCAAGAGGAGACUGUUAUGUCAUCUCAGCAGAGAGCCCCAGCCUACGGUCCUCCAAGCCAGUAUUUGCCGCCAACACGCGCCUACGCAGAUUACCAGUCCUAUAGUUCUGUUCCAGGAGGCUCCGCAGCGCCUGCAAAUAACGAUUGGAUGGCCCGGUUUGACCCUCGCGGACAGCCACCCCCACAACCACCGCAGGCUCCGUCGCAAUCGAGUAGCCGUCCUACCACCACGCUUGCCUCUCAGCCACCCUACUCCCCCUAUACGUCCACCCAAUCUUUGUCUAAUCCUUCCUUGCCGAACCUCACCGCUCCAUCUCCUGUCCCAACUCCUGCAUCAGUGACUGCGCAGCGCCCGGCGUAUCAUGGAUCCACAUAUGCCCCUUCACCGGUGUCUCACGCACAGGCUACUGCGUCGUCGCGCGAAAUGGCGGCACAAAGCCAGAUGUAUCGCCAGAGCAUCGGUUCACCCACACAACGUACCAGUAGCCUCGCUUAUGGAACCCGUCAAGGUCCGCCGACGCCGAUACAGUCCCCCGCGAAUCUGCUGGGGAUGGGAUCGCGACAGCCACCAGGCACAGUAUCGUACGCCUCGCCCGCGCCAGCCACGCCUGGAUCCGGCCAUAUGUCUGCGCAACAACAUGCGGCGCACCAGUCAUAUCAGCAGCAUGUGCAGACCAUGGUCAGUGGGGCUCAUCAGCAAGCUGCGCACCGCCAGACGCUUGGAUUGGCUAGUGGGCCGUACGGUCACAACACUCCACCCCCGCAGGCAUCGGUCUCCCGGGCAGCGGGCUUGCCUGGACCGGGGCCACAGUCGAUGACGAUGGGUCGCUCCUACACACCCCCAGCAAUCUUGCAGCCAAGUCCCGGCGGAGGGCUGAGCUAUGCGCCCAGUGGCCCUGCGGCCGUUGGGUCGAUGCACCCCCUUCAAGCACGACCUGGCGGACCUGGAACGCUUGUGGAGGCGGUGCCGGGAGGUCACCCUACGCCAGGCCACCACCGAGUGUACAGCCAGGGGUCUAAUGCCGGGCCAUUGCCUGGGCCAAUGUCACAGCACCCACCUCGAUAGACUUGUGUGGGAGGUGUUGAUAAUCUCAUCUUUUGA
Messenger RNA from Aspergillus vadensis CBS 113365, 6582 nucleotides. RefSeq names its product MYB DNA-binding domain protein. NCBI's taxonomy places the organism in Eukaryota, Fungi, Ascomycota, Eurotiomycetes, Eurotiales, Aspergillaceae. Gene Ontology annotation, biological process: regulation of transcription by RNA polymerase II. Gene Ontology annotation, cellular component: Set3 complex. The record is from RefSeq and is a predicted model, not a curated record. The coding region runs from base 97 to 6546 and encodes 2149 amino acids. The transcript has 2 exons.